AUGAAUGAGGAUCUCAUUUACGAUACCUCAUUGUUGUGCCAUGCAACACUCACAAAUCUCGUUCAGAAAGGUUCUCUGAACGAGCGAUGCGUUCUUCAGUUUCGAUACAAGAGUGACUACUCGGAUGAGGAAAAUAUAUGGGGCUCUGUAGAGACCUAUAAGCGCCUCCUUGGACUUAUAGUGUUCAAUCAGUGUGAAAUAAAGGCCGAUCUUCGGUUAGCUUUGGAACGUUUCGCAUCCACUCUUACAAACUUCAAAAGUACGCUGGUAUCAGGUCUUCUCGUCAUAAUUCUCCACAACGAAUCAAAUGACAAACUUCGCUUCAACGAUCUUGUCAAAGUGCACAAAGUGAUGGUGAAUCAACUGAAGGACUCGAUAUACGAGCUGCCCGCGUACAGUGAAGUCGUGGUACUACCAGGCAACGGGUUUCAAGAUGAACAAUGCUGCAUGCAAGUAUGCGUUAAUAGUAGUAGUGGUGGUAUGUAUCAGCGCUAUUAUCGGUUCAAUUCCCUUCUUGACAAUAUCCUCCGCGACACUCUGUUGCGUGAGGCGCAGUCCCUGCGUUUGAGCAUCGUAACCUAUCUGAAAGGUCACUUCAAACAGUCGAGAUCGCCUCCCUCACCACCUACAAUCCUUGUUCCCUCCCACAAAGGCAAAUGCCUUAGUUUUUCAGGGCAACGAUCUGUUCCUGUUGUGAGUGUUUGCAUCGGUGAGGUGAUGAAACCCUUGGAACACAGUGGAGAUCUAUCAGAACCAUUUGGUUAUGCUCUUCAAUGGACUUCAGAACACAGCUCACCGUUGACUGUCAUAUCUGCCCAGUCAAGCGCAGAGAAGGCUUUAGAGUCGCAAUCCGAUAAAUCACAAAGCAAAUUCGGUCCUAUCGUGUAUGAGGCGUUCGCCUGGGGCUUGCGAGAGACAACUCCGGCUGAAAGUCGACAACGCCUAUGCCGGAUGAACAAGCUUACAGGCGACCUGUUUGUCCAGUUGGGUGAAUUUGAGGUUGGUCAGUGGUACUACCGCAAUGCCAUACGCUACUCUUCUCACAGUGAUCCAGCUGUCUGGCAAUCGGCACUCCUUACUGGAUUUGCUGCCGCGCUCUACCUCAAGGAAGUCGAUAUCUUUGGCUGGCGUCGCUUCAUUGAUCCAUGUUGUCUCAGGCGUAGCGCUAAAAAACCGUCGGGACUCCUCUCGCCUGUGCUCGAUACUACUGAUUAUAUUACUGGACUGGAUCUGGCAGUUACAAGGAAACUUGACUCUAAAUUACCGCGAAGCGCAGCUCAUGCCUUAUUCCGUGCAAAUCAGUCCAUUCAGAGCUUGCGUAAAGCUUCUUUGAUUCCACGGUGUAUGAUUGAGGUUAUGUACAAAAACGCCGAUCAUCUUGUGACUCUUCCAAAAAGAAGCAGCGCUAUUCGUGUCCUCACAUCACUCCAGACAGAUCUGAUUCCUCAAGGGGAUGCCUUCAUUUUCGAGCGCCUUUACGUGCUGGCCAACCUCUGCGUACGCCUGGGCCUGCGACACAAGGCGGGUCUGCUGCACUACCUGCUGGAGAACAGCCUAUUCAGCGCCAUUCCACUUCCGCACACCCGCCCUCCACCCUUGCUCACACGGGCCUCGGAGAGCUGCUACGCUUUCAUCAAUCGCUUCAGCUCAAGCUACCUCGGUUCAUCGUAUCUCACUGAGGCCUAUCAGUUGCGCAUAUCUCCUUCUGGUUUCCGUCGCGCCUCUGAUAAUCCCAUUGGCGUGGUCUUUGUCUGCUCUCUUGUUUCCCCUACUGUCGACUACGAAACCGCUGCUGCCUCCUCCUCGCCUGGCUGGCCCGUCCUGCAGCGCCAGUUGCUCGUCUCGAUUAUUAGCAGGAUUCGUACGGCCGUUGAGCAAUCUACUAGCAACAUUUCUGAGGCUAAUUGGGAACAGUGUAUCGGGCUGUUGAGCUACAUGUUUUCCUUGGUCAAUGGAUGGCACAGAGGCUUGCCAGCAUCCGAUUUGCCCAAUUACAUUGAGAUCCUGCAGAGCCUGGCCAAAGCCAUGCCAGUGGAUCAGCCACCUCUUCCCCAAGACGUGUCUCGUGAGCUGUUGUUCUCACGCCAUCACCACGGGGAAGUACUCGAAUCCAGCGCAGUCCGUUACUCAUUUGGCAAACCUCUCAGUUCCACACUGCAUCCUCUCUCCGAACUGGUCGAACUGCAUAUAGAUAAAGUGCCCAUUGUUCGAAGCCUCUCUAUCCGAAGACUACCACCACACAGUCUUCCCUCACGCAUGUCCUACGAAGCUCUCUCCAGCAUGGUUGCAAUUGAGGAAACUAUGCCCGAUUAUCCGGCCCCUUAUAACAGACGAAAGACCCUCUUGAGACAGCCGACUUUUAUCACCAACCCUUUCCAACUUUCUUCAUCAGAUACUGCUGACUGGGUGGGCAACGACCUGGGCUACAUAGACGUUGUUUUCGACAAUCCCUUUGCCAUACCACUUGAGUUAAAUAAUGUGUGCUUUGAGCUCAUUGAAGACACGGAUGAUUCUUCUGCACGAACGAUAACUCUCAAAAGCGUUCAAAUUAUUUCCGCUCCAGGAACUCUAGAGGAUGAAAUAAUCCUCAAGCCCUUUUCAGAGUGCCUGUUUGAGCAGGUUCCUUUUUACCUCGCUCACGGCAUUCUACCGGGUACCAAAGGCUACACCGAAAAAGUCAUACUCGCACCCGAUUCCACACGAAGCCGUUUUGUUUUUGCUCUCACCGUUCCCUGCAACCUCUCUGAGAUUGGAACCGACAGGUGGCGAGUGUGCGCUAUCUCCUAUGCACUUCCCACAUUCGGUGGGUUUCGGGUGUGCCGACCUCUGAACGGUUGCAGAAGCAGUGGCUGGACGCUCUACCCCUCACCACAGGACGCGCUGAAUUCUGCGGAGGAGUGUGGCGUGAAGGCUCAAGUAUCGAUGGCGCAGAUGGCCUUGCCCCCACCCAUUCGCAUGUGCUUUCCUCUGCCGCGUCUCUGUCUGCUGGUGGGGGCCUGCACGCACGAGCGGGUGGAUCGAGUGAAGCAACCGCCGCGUGGAUCCAUUCUCGACAGUCUGGCUACUGCUGCACCCUCUUUCUCGCCGUGUCUUCGACUGGCUAGCGCUCUAAAUAAUCAAGAGACCAAACAGAAUGUCUGCAAUAUAAUUGUCGACUUACAUCCCUACGAGACGCGUUGGCUACCGAUUCAGCUCUUUGUGGGGAAGAACGCUUGCAGCCUUCCUGAGACCCUAAAAAUGGGCCAGCAACUGCGUCGCUACGAAGGCGAGUCCUAUCUCAAUAUCCUGCACAUUUCCCUCCAGACCACCCUGAGCGCCAACAAGUUCCUACAAAAGUACAACCUGCUCCUAGGACAGUUUCUUCAAAUCCCUAAUGUGCUAGAUGUUAGGCAGAAGCUGCCGCUUAAGUUGACGCCCAUGGAUGCCACAAAGCACUGUCGGCUGAAGCACUGCAAGACCGACGACUGUUGCGGCACACUGUGGUUGAAGGUGGACUCGGGUGCUUUCUGGGACGCUUGGUUGCACGAUACUUCGGCAACCCAAUGCCCUGGCCCUCAGUCCCUUGUCGCCCAACUCUGCAUCGAGUUCGCUGCGGACGUUGCACCAGCCACCACGCAGGAGGAGAAUUUGUCUCGCACCGUGAUUGGUCGUUGCGUUAAGGUUGGCAUUGAGAUCCGCUUCCUCACCUCCCUUGAUGCACCCAUCCGUAUUCUCAGCCCUCAGAUCAGACAUGAGGCUCUGGCGUCCGAUAAAUCACCCGCUGAUUGUACCUUCCAGUUUAAGCUGGAGAGUGUGCUGUCGCCGGAGCUCAAGAACGUAAUUCAACCUUCAUUGGACUGUCGUUUCUAUCGUAUCGAGGUGGAUGUUGAGUUCUUUUGGUACAAGAGUAACUGUCUCUUUCGGAACAACCUGAAAGCUCUCCCUCUGGCUACACAGUGGACCCCCUUUGUAGUGAACGAGGUGGCGGGGAUUGAGUGUAAAGGCGCAAGCAUGGAGAAGAUGGUGGCUGGUCUCAUUCCCUCCGAGGCGCCUGAGGUUGGACAAGGUCACAGCUUGAUGGGACUACCUCUUUCUCGUCUCCUUCAAAUUUUUCAACAAGCCGCCUUCCCACCCCUUGCUGUGGCGACCCGCCCCACUGAUGAACUCCUGCUGCCUCUACCACUACCCCAUUCUCUUGGACGUUUGCUGGAGUGCUGGAUAGAGAUACGCUGGACUGCUCGAAUGGUGUUGAAUGUAUCGACCUCAGGGGGCCCAGAUGCCUCUCCAAGUGUUCGAAAUCAUUUCUUGCCAAAUUUACGCAGUGGUCGCAUUGUUCCUCUCUCCCCCGUCCUUUCAUCAGAGUCACCCACUCCUCCGUGGUACUUCCCACUCCUCAAGAAUCCCUACUUUGUUGCCAAGAUCCUCUGGAAGAAUAGGAUAUGGCUUCAGCUGGUGCAGCGUUUUCAAUACGAUGUGCCGGUCUACACGGCACAGGAGUGUCCGGUGUGUCGUACGACUGCAGCCGACAGCAAGGGUCCGGCGUCGUCCUUGCGUCGCAACACUCCCACGGUGGAUGCAAUGGCAACGCACGUCGCAGUACUUCUACCAGCAAAAAUGCCUCUUGAGCUCUAUGGCGGCAUUGAGGGUGACGAAUUCUUCAACCACCUGCACGACAUUUUGACCAAGCAGUUCAGCCCCUUUGUCGAUGCUUCUCGACGUGUUUGUGUGGACCUCUCCGAAACCAAAGCGGAUUUUGUCACUGAGGCUGCACUUAUGGCUAUGCUGCAGGAUGGAAUAGUGCUGCACCGUCUCUGGAUAGGCCUCAAUGUCUUUGAGGCCAGCGAGAGUGGCAAGUACCUCACCACAUCCAGACCACUGGCCGAGGGCAGUGGAUUCUGCCUAGAUGGAUGUCUCAGAGGACAGAUGGGCUGUCUUUAA
Messenger RNA from Echinococcus granulosus, 4917 nucleotides. RefSeq lists its product as hypothetical. Lineage: Eukaryota; Metazoa; Platyhelminthes; Cestoda; Cyclophyllidea; Taeniidae. The transcript has 24 exons. Bases 1 to 4917 code for a protein of 1638 amino acids. Gene Ontology annotation, cellular component: trans-Golgi network. The record is from RefSeq and is a predicted model, not a curated record.